Messenger RNA from Hyalella azteca, 1732 nucleotides. Its product is annotated as monocarboxylate transporter 2. Gene Ontology annotation, molecular function: monocarboxylic acid transmembrane transporter activity. The record is from RefSeq and is a predicted model, not a curated record. The transcript has 6 exons. Bases 1 to 1284 code for a protein of 427 amino acids. Lineage: Eukaryota; Metazoa; Arthropoda; Malacostraca; Amphipoda; Hyalellidae. Gene Ontology annotation, biological process: transmembrane transport.
AUGAGGUACGCUUGGCUGGUGGUGGCAGUGUUGUUCUUGGCGAACGCCAUCACCGCCGGGUACAUGAGGAGCUUCGGCGUCAUCUACAACGCCGUCGAGAUCGCCUACCCCGACACCUCUGCCACUGCAGGGGGCGCCGUCGUCGCUCUCCUCUCCGGAUGUAGGAACAUUUUAGCACCUGCGAUGGGGGCAGCCGCGGUCCAAUUCGGGGCGAGGUUGGUCAUGAUAUGCGGUAUUUUCCUUUGCUCCGUGGGCCUGUUUGCUUCCUUCUUCUGCAAUUCUGUCGACACCCUCGCCAUUACGCUGGGUGCCAUGAUGGGCACGGGCAUGUGUGCAGUGUAUACCGGACAGAUUAUAGUAAUGCCGGACUAUUUCCGCAACAAAAAGGAACUCGCAAAUUCCAUCCGUGUAGCAGGCCUUCCGCUCGGGGGUGCGGCCUUCCCGUUUUUCUUCCUGCCCAUAUUCGAAAAUUUCGGACUUAAACUCACCUUCAUUAUCUUAUCAGCAUUGUUCGCACAGCUUGCCGCGUUUGUAUUCCUGAUAAGACCAUUUUCAGUUCAUGUAAAAAUGGCUGAAGUCCAAAAAUCACGCAAAGAAAAGAGGAAGCAAAUCGCUACGAACUCUGUAAUAGCUAUAAACCAUACAGAAUCACCACAGGAAACUGAAUUAAAGGCGAAAAAAUUUGACCUAAAGCUUUUCUUAAAUCCUAUUUAUUGGACUCAUAUUGGUGCGAUUGUCGGAUUGUCAGCUGCUCUUCCUCAAGCUCAUUAUUUCUUGGCCGUUUACGGCAAAGCCAUCGGAUUCUCACUUGAACAAAACUCUAUUUUGAUCGCGUUCCAAUCGGUGCUGGACGGCGUCACUCGACUUUUGAUCGGCUGCAUGCUUGACAGAAAACUUUUCAAGAAGACGCACUGCCUCGCAGUGUGCCUGGUAUCAGCCGGCAUUGGUACUGUAAUGAUCCCAGCGUCAACCAACUUCUGGGUGGUGAUGUGCACCUUUAGCCUUUUCUCGCUCGGAAGCUCCGGCUACUUCGGUACCAUCAAUGUCAUUCUCAUCGAUCAAUUUGGGGCAUACAACGUGGCGUCCUCUUGGGGAUUCAUUCGUAUGAUCCAAGGAAUCCUAAAUUUUUUGUACCCUCCACUACUUGGUUAUUUCGUGGAUGUAACGGGCAGCUACCUUCUGACUUUCGUGAUCAUGGGCAUCGGUACCAUUUUCGCGGGUCUCUGCAUCGCAGUACAGCCUCUCGUUGCCCGGGCUGCUAAGAUCGACAUGAUUUUCUAUUAGACGAGAACAAUGACUUCGACUGAUGAAUGUUAUGCUGACAUUCUAUGUGAAUCGCCGGAAAAUUUUAAAUAAAAUUGUAACCGAAGCCAAUUCGCGUCGGUCGCUUAAUUAGUAUGAAGCAUUGUUAAUUACUACGAUUGGAAAGGUAUUUUCAGUGUAAUUCACGACAUAUUGAUCAUGUUAUACGCGUCAUUGUGAAUACCUCGUGUUAUCACUGUGAGAUUUCUGUAAUAAAACGUAUUUGACACAAACAUCGCCAACUCCUUUCAAAUAAUUCAUGGUCAUUUAUCAAAUAAUGAAAUACUUCCUCAAUUAGCAUCUAUAUUUAUUGACGAGGAAAAUUGUUUAUUGUUCUUUUCAGUAUUUCGGCCAUGUGCCCAAAGCUAUGCCAAGAGAAUCUAAAGAUUUAUAUAGAAAUACUUCUCAAACAUUAAUCUUCAUACUUUUU